CAACUAAACGGGUCCCUCAUUUCCCAACGAAUAAAUUAUUAAAAAACGAAUAUUGUAACUUGUGCAAAUCCAGGGUUUUACACACUCUACCAGCACCUUUCUCCCUCUCGCCCCCGCCUAUCUUCUUUCUUCAUUUCUUUAUCUUUUCUUCACUGUGUCGAGGGAAGAAGCCAACGCAACCAAGGAAUCCAAACCAUUCUCGUUGAUGAUAUGGCUGGACGGGAGCAGAAAAAGUCUGGCGGUGGAGGGAAAAAGAAGGAAGUGAAGAAGGAGACUGGCUUGGGUCUCUCCUUCACUAAGGAUGAGAAUUUCGGGGAAUGGUACUCUGAGGUUGUCGUCAAUGGUGAAAUGAUUGAGUACUAUGACAUUUCUGGCUGUUAUAUUCUGAGGCCAUGGGCAAUUUCAAUUUGGGAGAACAUGCAAACAUUCUUUGAUGCAGAAAUCAAGAAAAUGAAAGUCAAGAACUGCUAUUUCCCUCUCUUUGUAUCUCCUGGUGUUUUGCAAAAGGAGAAGGAUCACGUUGAGGGUUUUGCUCCAGAGGUUGCUUGGGUGACCAAAUCUGGGGAGUCUGACUUGGAGGUGCCAAUUGCAAUCCGCCCAACUAGUGAGACAGUUAUGUAUCCCUACUAUUCUAAGUGGAUAAGAGGCCACCGUGACUUGCCUUUGAAACUUAACCAGUGGUGCAAUGUUGUUCGAUGGGAAUUUAGCCAUCCCACACCAUUUAUCAGGAGUCGUGAAUUUCUCUGGCAGGAAGGGCAUACUGCCUUUUCAACAAAGGAAGAGGCAGACACAGAGGUUCUUCAAAUAUUGGAACUGUACCGACGUAUAUAUGAAGAAUUCUUGGCUAUUCCUGUUAUAAAAGGCAGGAAGAGUGAAUUGGAGAAGUUUGCUGGUGGACUUUACACAACUAGUGUUGAGGCAUUUAUUCCAAAUACCGGGCGUGGUAUUCAAGGUGCAACGUCCCAUUGUUUGGGCCAAAAUUUUGCAAAAAUGUUUGAGAUAAACUUUGAAAAUGAAAAGGGUGAGAAGGCUAUGGUCUGGCAGAAUUCCUGGGCGUAUAGUACACGAACGAUUGGGGUAAUGGUGAUGGUUCAUGGGGAUGAUAAAGGCUUGGUGCUACCUCCAAAAGUAGCAGCUGUGCAAGUUAUUGUGAUUCCUGUGCCUUACAAGGAUGCAGAUACUCAAGGUAUUUUUGAUGCCUGUGUUGCCACUGUGGCAACCCUGACAGAAGCUGGUAUUCUUGCUGAAGCUGAUCUUAGAGAUAACUACUCACCUGGUUGGAAGUACUCAGACUGGGAGAUGAAAGGUGUUCCCCUAAGGAUUGAAAUAGGGCCCAGAGACUUGACAAAUAAUCAGGUGCGUGCAGUUCGCCGUGACAAUGGAGCAAAAACUGAUAUCUCUAGAGUAUUUUUGGUCGAACAAGUAAAAGGAAUGUUGGAUAAGAUUCAACAGAACCUGUUUGACGUUGCAAAACAAAAGCGAGAUGCCUGUGUUGAAGUUGUAAAAACUUGGGAAGAGUUUGUAACAGCUCUUGGUCAGAAGAAAAUGAUCUUAGCUCCUUGGUGUGAUGAGGAGGAUGUGGAGAAAGAUGUGAAAGCACGAACAAAGGGUGAGAUGGGAGCAGCCAAGUCUCUUUGUACCCCAUUUGAGCAGCCUGAACUCCCAGAAGGUACUAAAUGCUUUGCUUCUGGGAAGCCUGCAAAGAAGUGGACCUAUUGGGGCAGAAGUUACUAAGAUCAUUGUCUUUUACGACCAUCUCCUUCCCAUGGUCCUGUGGCUGAUGUCAGCAGUGCUGGUGUGUCUGGACCAUUCUAAACAUGGCCAUUUUCAAUUUAAAAUUGUUAUAGAAAACUAAUGAGAAGUCUCAGUUUUGUUAUCAUAUUGUUAAAACUUCUGGGAUUUUUGUUUUUGGCAAGGGUGUUUUGUUGAAUUGUAGCUUUGCUGCAAUUGAUCUACUGGUUUAUCCUGUGUUAUUACAAACUGUUAGAAUAUGAUUAUGAUUACUUGAAAGUCUUGAUACUUAUUUUUUUAC
This is a messenger RNA of Theobroma cacao (cacao), 2032 nucleotides long. Its product is annotated as Class II aaRS and biotin synthetases superfamily protein. Gene Ontology annotation, molecular function: ATP binding; proline-tRNA ligase activity. NCBI's taxonomy places the organism in Eukaryota, Viridiplantae, Streptophyta, Magnoliopsida, Malvales, Malvaceae. The record is from RefSeq and is a predicted model, not a curated record. Gene Ontology annotation, biological process: prolyl-tRNA aminoacylation. Gene Ontology annotation, cellular component: cytoplasm; aminoacyl-tRNA synthetase multienzyme complex.